This is a messenger RNA of Aspergillus saccharolyticus JOP 1030-1, 3001 nucleotides long. RefSeq names its product putative Sit4-associated protein. The coding region runs from base 98 to 2797 and encodes 899 amino acids. The transcript is spliced from 3 exons. Gene Ontology annotation, cellular component: cytosol; nucleus. Gene Ontology annotation, molecular function: protein phosphatase binding; protein phosphatase regulator activity. Lineage: Eukaryota; Fungi; Ascomycota; Eurotiomycetes; Eurotiales; Aspergillaceae. The record is from RefSeq and is a predicted model, not a curated record.
GCAAUUUUGUCGACGGAGGACGACGGCCGCUAGAGAAUAGUGCAUUUUAACGGGACCCUCUUUCCAUGACUCGGCUCGCCCGGUUCUAUAAUUCAUCAUGUUUUGGCGUUUCGGAGGAUAUGCGAGUAUCUCCAGCAUCGAUACCCUGCUAGACAAACCCGAUGUCAGCCUGGAGGAGCUGUUGGAUGAGUCGGAACUCAUCCAGGAGCUCAAGCAAAAUAAUACGAAGCUCAUAGAAUACUUACGAGAGGAUAAUGUCUUGAAACGGCUUAUGGACUACGUGAUCGCCCCGUCGCUGGUGACUGACGACGACGACGAAGACGACGAUGAGAAUGACAGCAAUGCCACAGAGUCGAACAAAGAUGCAUCGGCAGCGAAGGCGAAACGCCAAGACCCACUCAGAGAUAUGCUAGACCCCGAAGAUCUGGAGCGGGCAGAGAAGGAUCGGUUGAAAAGGGCUUAUGUCGCGUGUGAGAUCUUGUCGUCCGAGAUUUGGUCAAUCGUGGAGUCGGUCAUGUUGAACCCUGAUCACUUGAAGCACUUCUGGGGCUUUCUCAAGCGUCCCUCGCCAUUGGACUCUGUGCAGGCGAGUUAUUUUACAAAGGUCAACGAGACACUAUUUGACAAGAAAACGACUGAAAUGUUGGACCUGCUAAAGUCCAUGGAUGGCGUGGUUCCGGCCAUACUCCAACAUGUUGACAACCCUAUGGUUAUGGAUCUCUUGUUGAAGAUCAUCAGCUUGGAGAAGGUUGAAGGUGGCCAAGGCAUUGUUGACUGGCUGAGGUCUCAGAACCUAAUUCCGACCCUGCUAUCGUUCUUGUCGCCAGAGUAUCCUGCAUCCGUCCAAACCUCGGCAGGCGAUUUCUUGAAAGCAAUCAUCACCAUCUCGGCAAACGCAACUCAGAAUGACCAGUCUUGCAUCGGCCCCAACAGUCUCACGCGGCAAUUGGUAUCCGCAACCUGUAUAGAGACUCUAAUCAAAUCCAUGCUAAAAGGUGGAAAUCCGCUGACCGUGGGUGUCGGCAUUGUCAUCGAAGUCAUUCGAAAGAACAAUUCCGACUAUGACCCGGAGAACAUCAACGGGCCGGACUCACCCCCCACCGUCUAUGACCCGAUCUAUCUCGGUAACCUGCUUCGACUUUUUGCCAAGCACAUACCGGAUUUCCUGGCAUUGAUCAAAAGCUCCAAGCACACAGUCAACGAUGCUGGAAAGGUCAAGACCGUUGAACGGGGGAAGCUGAACUCGGCAUGGGGCGCUAAAAUUGAGCCUCUGGGCUUCGACAGAUUCAAAACUUGCGAGUUGAUGGCGGAAUUGCUGCACUGCAGUAACAUGGGUCUGCUGAACGAGCCAGGCAGCGAUGAGUAUGUUCGACAGCGCGAUGCAGAGCGCGAAAGGCUUAUGCGUGAGGGUGCAUUCAGCACACACCGAGAAGAGACGUCUGCUUUCGAUGGAAAUGACUCCACUGUGGACUUCGUAAACGGAUCUGUCAUCGGGUAUGGGUCACCAGAAGGCUCAAGAGUUCUUGAAGUUGCGAAUACUUGCGAGGAGAGCUUUGAAGACGUCAGCGCAUCCGGUGUCCUUGUUGAUAAUGAGAAAGAUGCGGGUGUCAGAGAGGCAAGCAAUCUCAGCCCCAAGGCCGAGCCUGCCGCUGUUGCGCAAGGCUCUGACCCUACGAGUGCGACAGACUCGACUGCGAACGAGGCGGCAGGAAGCAAGGCAGAGGAUUCUGCAGGGCUGCCUACCGAAGUUUCCGAUACCACCUCUGGCUUGGCAGCUCAGAUUGAAGAGGUCAGCCUCGACGGUCGCCAAACUGCCGAGCUGCAUGAGUCGUCGGCUGAGAGCACUAUCGAGCCAGUCAGCCAGUCACCGUCCGUCUCUGAAGUAGUGACAGCCCCCGAUCAAAAAAACAAGCCACCCAGCUCCUCCACGCCUGAUACUGCUGGCCAGGUCGGCGAUACUUCUUCCCCUUCCCUGCAGCAACUGCAUCCUGAUAUCCAAGUUGAUUCGAAUGGGCAGCCUGUGGUUGGUGAUUAUCUCAAGCUUAUGUUCGUACAACAUCAGGUCGUUCCUACCAUUCUGGAUUUCUUCUUCCGGUUUCCUUGGAAUAACUUCCUUCAUAAUGUUGUCUACGACGUAGUACAGCAGGUCUUCAAUGGCCCUAUGGAUCGUGGAUACAACCGAAUGCUAGCUGUCGAUGUGUUUGAGACGGGCCAGAUAACUCAGAGCAUUGUCGAUGGGCAGAAGAGAAGCGACGAAACUCAGCGUACCAAACAGAUCAGGUUGGGCUACAUGGGUCACCUCACGCUGAUCGCUGAGGAGGUCGUCAAGUUCAGCGAGCGCCACCCACCGGAGCUGCUUUCACCGACUGUUCUGGAAAGUGUCCUCAAUCCCGAUUGGAUCGAUUAUGUCGAGCAAACACUAUCGGAGACAAGGGAACGCGACAACGCGAUUCUCGGCGGCGUACGACCUGACAUGUCUAUCGGUCAUCGUCAAGGUAUGGUCAACUCAGGUCAGAGCGCAAAUGCUUCGUCGGCUCUCGCGGAUGCAGGGCUGAACGGGUCCGCGGGAAACUCUGGCUUCCAGGGCUUCGACAUGAUGAACCAAGGAAGCGUCUCGGGCGGAGCGUUUGGACUUGGCGGAAAUUCUCUUCUGAGCGGUUUCGCCAGCUCGAGCGAUGAUGAGGACGAGGAGAUGGAGGACCAAGAUGACAGACACCUGGCCGAUCAAGCCGCCGAAAGUGGCUCAGAGAAUGUGGGUGAUCACGAUUUCACAGACAUCGAUAUGCGCGAUGCUUGAAUGCCAAUGGCCGAAACCACCUUCAUUCAUCAACCCAAUCUAUACGGUUUAUCUAUACCUCGUUCGCAGCUCAAAUUCUUACCAUGCUCUUAACGGUUCUGUUUUCGAUCCGGACGACUGGAUGUUUUGGCACUUGAUGGAUGACGGGAGUGGUACGGGCUGUGAAGGGCCUCGUACAAAGUGUUGGACUGGCAGCGCUUCUCA